Molecule: messenger RNA, 1107 nt
Organism: Penicillium chermesinum
Lineage: Eukaryota; Fungi; Ascomycota; Eurotiomycetes; Eurotiales; Aspergillaceae
Exons: 6
Coding region: 1-1107 (368 amino acids)
Source: RefSeq, a predicted model, not a curated record
AUGGAGUCUAAUGUCGACCUCAGUGAGUCGCGCACGACGACCGUGAACGUGUGCUAUUCAAUCCCGAUUCCUAUAAUGCUGUUAUUUACUGGCCUGCGGCUCUUUAUUAAGCUGCGCCCUUCGUCGAAGAUUUCUAUGUCGUUCGACGACUACAUGAUCAUUUUUGCUACGGCAGUCUCAAUAACGUUAGCCAUAAGCGGGCUAGUAUAUGCGUUUGGAACACCAGGCCCACCCUAUGGCUAUGGCCGCCACGAAGCUGCCCUUUCUCCUCAUGAAAUUGAGUCCUUCCUCAGGGGCGACUACAUUUUCAGCCACCUGUACGACUGGGCAAUCGCAAGUAUCAAGCUCGCCAUUCUAGCUCUGUACUACCGCAUAUUCAGUACAGUCGUUUUCCGCCGUGUUGUAAUCGCCACCGCAGUCUUCAUAGUCCUGUGGCUGGCAGCGAUGGAGAUCGGACUCGGUCUGCAAUGUAUCCCGGUCGAAAAGGUCUGGAACACAGCACUGCCCGGCAGCUGUCUGAAUCUGGUCGCUUUCUCCUACUUCACCAACAUCACCAAUCUCGUCACUGACAUCUGGAUUUUUCUGCUUCCAUUGCCGGUGAUAUUUAGCUUGCAUGUUACGCGCAAGCGGAAGUUUGAGGUUGCGGGUGUUUUUACUAUAGGGAUCCUGGCUUGCGGCGUGAGCAUUGCCCGUCUCACCGUGGUCGUUUCCCAAGGAUCAUCCGACUUCACAUGGGCGGGAGUGCCUCUCGGCAUCCUAUCUGUAUUCGAGACCCUCGGUGGUAUAAUCUGCGCCAAUAUACCGUUCCUUUAUAGGGUGAUUACCAGGACAUUGAAGAGGAUUUUCUCGUCUCUUGCCAGUUCAGGAGCCGAAGCUCCGAGCUCAGCUGGUAGAUUCAGGCCUCGAGUCUUCUCUAGCAGGGAACAAAGGCGGGAAUCGAGUAUCCAGAGUGAAUGGGCCAUGCUAUCGCGGAACACCGAUAAAGACCAAAGCCUCAGCCAGACGAACUCAAAUAUGAUUCCCGAUAUGGAUAUUAAUGACGUUGAGCUUCAAUCUUUGAGGAGGCCACGGUCUAGUGCUCAAGGGGGACAGAUCCAUGUACGAUAA